Xenopus tropicalis (tropical clawed frog) is the source of this 1715-nucleotide messenger RNA. It is a transcript of the gene hpx, whose product is annotated as hemopexin. Gene Ontology annotation, cellular component: extracellular region. The transcript is spliced from 11 exons. The record is from RefSeq and is a predicted model, not a curated record. Bases 100 to 1446 code for a protein of 448 amino acids. Lineage: Eukaryota; Metazoa; Chordata; Amphibia; Anura; Pipidae.
AACUGAGUUGGGAAACGAAUUCCCGGACAGAGAAGGGUUUGAGUAUAAAUCCAGUUUCUCUGCCAACUGGGAACAUUGGCACCGACUCUCCUGGGCACCAUGAUUCCCUACCUGGGCACCCUUACCCUCCUCUGCCUCCUGCCUCUGGGACUCCCCUACCCACUGAUUAAGGGACGGCCCAAUGACACCGGCUCCAACUUGUUCCCAGUAAAUCCUCCCAGUCUGAAUGUUACAGGACUCGCUGACGCCUGCAACGGGGAGGGGUUUGACGCUGUCACAUUGGAUGAUCAGGGGGUGAUGCAUUACUUCAGAGGCGAUUUUGUGUGGGCGGGAUUCCAUGGCCCCGCCCAGCGUAUCAAUGAGACCUGGAAACACCUCCACGGACCCAUCGACGCCGCAUUCAGGAACCACAACAAGAACAAACCCCUCGAGCAUCAGAGAACUUACAUUUUUCAGGGUUCCAACGUAUUUUGUUACUUUGAGGGGUCCCUGCUAGCGGGUUUCCCACGUCCCAUCAGCCAAGAAUUCCCAGGGGUCCCCGGGAACCUCGACUCGGCAGUGGAAUGUCACUCGGGGGAGUGCAAGGCCGACAGCGCCAUCUUCUUCAAGGGGGACACCGUGUAUAUUUACAGCCCCCAGGAGGUGCCGCCAGUGAAGCAGCGUCAGUGGGCAGCUGUGGGCAAUUGCACCGCCGCAGUGCGAUGGCUGGAGAGAUAUUACUGCUUCAAUGGGAUCAACUUUACUCGAUUCAACCCCGUGAGCGGAGAGGUGCUCUCAGCCAGGCCACUGGACACGCGGGACUACUUCGUGAGGUGCCCCGGAAGAGGCCAUGGGCACAAUGUCCGGCAGAACGCCACUCUGAUGGCCAUUAAGAACCGGUGCAGCGGCCAAUCAUUUGAGGCGUUCAGUUCUGAUGAUAAGGGCCGGAUGUAUGCUUUCCGAGGGGGCUGGUACUUUCGUACAGACGACAAUAAGGAUGGGUGGCACCCGUGGCCUCUCAGCCACACCUGGAGGGACCUGCAUGGAGCUGUGGAUGCCGCGUUCAGCUGGGAAAACAAGAUGUACUUUAUUCAGGGCUCCCAAGUCGUUAUUUAUCUGUCGGAUCAAAUCUAUAUCCCAGUAUUGGGGUACCCCAAGCCCCUGAUAGAUGAACUGGGGGUGACAGAGAUUGAUGCCGCCUUUACCUGCCCUCACUCUAGUGAGCUGUACGUGAUCAGAGAUAAUGAGCUCCGGAUGGUGGACCUCCAGCAGAGCCCCCGCUCCCCGGCACGAGAGAGAACCAUCUCCCACUCUCAGGUGGACAGCGCUAUGUGCAACUUCAAUGGGCUCUUCAUCUUCCAAGGGCCGUUGUUCUACCAUUACAAGGAUGUGGAAGAGUUGGUGUCUUCUACUGAGCCUCCCAAGCCUGGGAACAUUGCAGAACGGUUCUUGGACUGUUUGAGCUAAUUGCCCCGUUACUGCUGGUUCCUGCCUUGCCCCCACUCUCUAUCCCUAUCUGCUGUCUAUCCCUAUGGGUUACUGUCUCUCUUCUUACUCAUUACACCCUGGCCUUCACCUUCUGCCUCUUCUUUACCCUCUUCAUCUUUCCCCCAGUUGUUAUAUCCCAAACUGCCUCUUCUUUACCCUCUUCAUCUUUCCCCCAGUUGUUAUAUCCCAAACUGCCUCUUCUGGAUCAAGAAGUGACCCAAUAAAAUCAAACAAGUGAUUUACAGAAA